Molecule: messenger RNA, 838 nt
Organism: Pseudopipra pipra
Lineage: Eukaryota; Metazoa; Chordata; Aves; Passeriformes; Pipridae
Product: C-type lectin domain family 2 member B-like
Exons: 6
Coding region: 116-757 (213 amino acids)
Source: RefSeq, a predicted model, not a curated record
CUCAGUUCCGAGAAAUCAGCCACCCGUUGACAGCUGCCCUGCGAGGCUGCCGAGUGCAUCCACCCCACAGAGCCCAGGGAACGUCAGCCCCAGGCCCUGAGGCUUCUCUGCAAGGAUGGGGAAAGGAACCCAAAGGCCAAAUUCUUCAAGCCAAGAGGAACCACUGAACACCUGCAGUGAUCCAGAGGAACAGUCCAAAUGUGGGUCCUACAGAACCGAGUCAGACUGGAGAACAUCCCCCAGGGUGCGUGUUCUCCUGGCUCUGAGUGUGUUCCUGGGGAUCCUCACCUUGAGCCUGGCUGGAGCAGUGACUGUUCUUGGUGUCAGACCCCCUUUCUCCAAGCCGGAAUUCUCCCACGUGUGCCCAGACACCUGGCCUGGUUUCCAAGGAAAAUGUUAUCAUUUUUCUGAGGCUGAGGGCAACUGGACCACGGGCUGGACAAGGUGUGAGGCCCUGGGAGCUUCACUGGCUACCAUAAGCACGAGGGAUGAACUGGCCUUCCUUCUGCGCUAUAAAGGCAAAGCAAACCACUGGAUCGGGCUGGGAAUGAGGGAUAACGGCUGGGAGUGGAUCAAUGGCACGGCCUUGAACGGCAGGUUUGAGGUGAGGGGUGUGGGGCCCUGUGGGUACCUCGAUGACGGAUGGAUCAGCUCAUCCCUGUGCCACACGGAGAAGAACUGGAUCUGCAGCCGCCCCGACGACUAUGAACUCUGGAAGGGGAAAACAGGAGACCCCAAACCAGGACUUUCAACCUAAAUCUCUGGCCAGAUGAGGGAUGUUCACCCCAGCACUGCAACUGAAAUAUUCGGGGUGAAUCUAAAAAAUCAGGUAUAAGGA